Ogataea polymorpha is the source of this 1519-nucleotide messenger RNA. RefSeq lists its product as uncharacterized. The record is from RefSeq and is a predicted model, not a curated record. Bases 1 to 1008 code for a protein of 335 amino acids. NCBI's taxonomy places the organism in Eukaryota, Fungi, Ascomycota, Pichiomycetes, Pichiales, Pichiaceae. The transcript has a single exon. Gene Ontology annotation, molecular function: phosphatidylinositol transfer activity.
AUGUUCGGCUUCGGUAAGAAGUCUAGAGUCCCGGAAAAGGAGUGGAUAGUCGACAGUGACAGACCCAUUUCGACUAAGCCCUUUGAGGUGCCAUCGGACUCCAUCCAGAAGCCCAGCUUGCAAGAUGCAGAAACUGAGGAACAGAGAACCAAAUAUAACAUAGUACUAAAGCACUUUCAAUCCACAGAAAAGUAUCCUGUGCUUGAAAAAAAUUGUAAUGCCAGUGAUUAUGUGGAACUAAACGACUUUGAAAAAGCUUGGCUGAGUAAGGAAUGUCUUUUGAGGUAUCUUCGCGCGUGCGGAUGGAAUGUGGACGAAACGAUCAAACGAUUGACGAAUUCAAUUGCAUGGAGACGUGAAUUUGGAAUUGCGGGAGGAGAGUUUGAAAAGGUCACUGAAGAUGUAGUGGAGGAGGAAAACGAAACCGGGAAGCAUCUAGUCUACGGCUUUGACAACGAGGGUAGACCUUGCUUAAUACUCUUGAACGGCCGACAAAAUACUAAAACUUCUUUCAGACAAAUUCAGCAUCUGAUAUACAUGUUGGAGACUAGCAUUGAUUUCAUGCCGCAAGGACAAGACAAACUGGCGCUCUGUGUGGACUUUAAGAAAUACCCUGAGGCUUCACUAGUGGAGCCAAAGGUACCGGCAGUUUCUGUGGGGAAGCAGGUUCUGCAUAUUCUACAGUACCACUAUCCAGAAAGGCUGGGUAGAGCUCUUUUCAUUAAUAUUCCUCUCAUUGUUUGGGGCUUUUUAAAACUAUGCUGGCCAUUUGUGGAUAGCUUUACCAAACAGAAAUGCAAGUUUGACGAGCCAUUUGGAGAAUUUAUCCCUCCUGAACAACUGGCUGUGAAUUAUGGUGGAGAUGUUAAUUUCGAAUAUGUUCAUGAUGAAUACUGGCCAGCAAUGGUGGAACUUCGCAACAAAAAACGAGAAGUUUACAUUGAGAACUACCAUAGAUUGGGAGGGGGGAUUGGUCUCAGUGAGACGGACCUAAGACAGGGUUUGUGAGGAAUAAAUUGCAUAUAAGACACAUCAAGUGAAUGUUCUAAUUUUUGCGUAUUAUACAAUGUGAUGAUUAAUGUCUGAUGAGAAUGUACAGAUUUUCCUGUUUGAGCGACGAAAGAGAUCUGUAGUUUCCUUCCAAGCACAUUAAAAGUCCACCAAAUGAGACGUAGACGGAGAUAUUAUCAUCUUUCCCUUCUUCAAACUUAUAAACCGUUCCGUGCAUAACGUAAUCGUAUUCGUCCAUCAAAGACCUUUGACCUGGCUUUGGUGGUCUCCAAGAACCAUUGGUGGAGAACAUACUUUGAUCAUCCUCCGCCCCUUCGAGAGCAAGGCUUUUUGCCAAAGUCACAGAUAGCGAAUCGCCUGUGGAAACUGGAAAUAAUUCUGUAUUAAUAUCGAGAGUAAGUUUAGUAUCGGCUGAGCUAGUGGAGUUGGCAAUUAUUCUUGACACUUUGUCAUAUCUAGCGCUGUCCACCGACUGGACACUAAAAAUAUCAUCGAAAAGAGUGCUCGA